Messenger RNA from Silurus meridionalis, 2406 nucleotides. RefSeq lists its product as uncharacterized. The transcript is spliced from 6 exons. Gene Ontology annotation, molecular function: DNA binding; zinc ion binding. NCBI's taxonomy places the organism in Eukaryota, Metazoa, Chordata, Actinopteri, Siluriformes, Siluridae. The coding region runs from base 200 to 844 and encodes 214 amino acids. The record is from RefSeq and is a predicted model, not a curated record.
UAUUUGGGACGCGGCCGCUCUGUUGUUCCGGCGGACGGCCUGCUCGGCGCUGCUAAGGCCGCGUUAGCACCGACCCGGUGAUUAGCUCCGGACUCGCGGCUCGCCUUUUCCCCUUUUCCCCCUGAGCAAAAUUACAGACCUGCCCCUCUCCCCCAACCCCCUCUCUCCCCCCUUUCUGUUGCCCCUCAGAGAGUGAGCGAUGGCUCAGGAGACGAAUCAGACGCAGGUUCCGAUGCUUUGCACCACAGGAUGCGGCUUCUACGGAAACCCUCGAAACAAUGGCAUGUGCUCGGUCUGCUAUAAGGAGCACCUUCAGAGGCAGCAGGUGGGGGGCAGGAGCAGCCCCCCAGGGGAGAAAGGUGCUACCUCUCCAUCUGGGUCUUCAGGAGCCCCCGCUGUAAGCGUGGAGACAGACCCUAACCCUGUCUCAGAAACGGUGGCUCCAGUGGAGGACAGCAGCAGCUCGUCCGGUCCAGUCACUCAGCAGAUGACGGCCAUGAGCAUCUCCCAGGACACAGCAGCAACCGACUCGGACCCAGCAGAACCCGAGGAGGAAGAGGAAGAUGAAGCAUCGUCCAAAAGCACGGGUCCAGCCUCAGAGGCAGCACAGGCCUCCUCAGACGGAGAUCAGACUCCAGACAAGAGCAAGAAGAAGAACCGGUGCUUCACCUGCAGGAAAAAAGUUGGACUCACAGGCUUUGACUGUCGCUGUGGUAACCUGUUCUGCGCGAUCCACCGCUACUCGGACAAACACGACUGUCCGUACGACUACAGAGGGGCUGCAGCUGCUCAGAUCCGCAAAGAGAACCCCAUCGUAGUGGCAGAAAAGAUCCAGAAGUUAUGAGGACCGAAUAAAAACACGCACACAGCAGAAACGUGUUUGAUGUGCAGGUUUCGUCCAAACACCGGCGUCACCGAUUUCUAUUCUAUUCUACUCCAUUUCUCCAGCAGUAGAAAGACGCGCUGCACACAUCUGCUCCGAAACCCCACGUCUCCCCUGAUUCUCUCUUAGACUGAUGUAACGUGUGUGUGUGUGUGUGUGUGUGUGUGUGUGUGUGUGUGUGUGUGUGUGUGUGUGUGUGUGUGUGGGUGGGUGGGGUUGAGAGUCAGCGGGAGCACUGGUGGGGCUGGUGGGUGAACCACCAUGGAUAAUUUUUCAGGGUGUUUUUGGAGGUGGGAGGGGGUGGUUUCUUUUUUGGGGGGGAUUUUUGAGGAAGGGGACAGCGGGAGGCAUGUGGGCGAAGUUUUCAUUCUAUUUUAGUCUUACUAUGAUUUAAAAAAAGAAUAAUUCUGAUGCAUCAUCAGGUCUGUGUGUGUGAGAUGAUCGAGUGAUUUAGUGGACGAGCAAUAGAUAGAUUUCUUUUCCUCUUUUUUUCUCCUUCCGUUCCUGUUUUAAUGUGUAUGAAAGUGAUAUCAGAGGAUCUAUAUUAAUAUAUUGUAGUUAGCUCGUUUUUUGAGAUUGCAUCCUAUUUAUUGUUUUUUUUUUUUUCCAGUUUUACUGGAAGCAACCCAGAUUUUCUCUUUCUAUCAUUUUUGAUUAUCUGACACGUAUCUAUUGAGCCACAGACAAGAGACUAUCCAUUGAAUCGAAGCACAAAGUGAACCGCGAUGAUCCAAGCACAAACGGAAAUAAACCGGAGACUUUAGACGCCUUCGGUCCGGAGCAAACGUACUUUCAUUUUUUGACCGUAGAUAUUCCUGACCACCAGCAGACCAGCGAACGCCGGACACAUCGAAUCUCCGUCUGUUUUUCUUUUUCUUUCAAUUAUGCCAACACACCACGCUUUGAUGAUGUCACACCGGAAGUCAGCACCUGUCGUGGUAGACGGACGUACGGUGGUAUCGUACGCAGACGUGGUUUAUACGUUGCAUCUCAAUCCGCAGUAUGAUUCUUAUUUUUCUGAACAUCGUGAUGUGGCGAUAUCGAAGAAAAAACACAAUUUACAAGCAAAUUCUUUUCCUUCCUUCUUGGUUUAUUUUUAUUUUUUUUGGUCAUUCAAAUGUAUAUACAACAUGACUCCUUUAUCCAUCUAGUUAUAAUCCAGCAUCGAGCGUGACGAGGUUGACACGCAGACGAGCGUGAGGUAAUACUUACUAAAGCUACGUGUAUGUUUUCUAAUACGUAUGUAUCCAUUGCUAAUCUGCUUCUCGUACCCAAGCAGAGACAUGAAGGACAAGUGUUGCUGAACUAAAGGGAAUGGAUGCGUGGGCGGGGAUCGGUUGGAGGGAGGGGUUUUACAGUAUUCUCUUUUUUUUUUCCCAUAGUCAUAGAUUUGAGGACUUUUAUUUUAUUUUAUCAAUUUUCUUUUCACUAAUUUAAAGCUAAGAUUCCACUUUAGAAUGUAUGAAGUGUUUAAUUAUUUUAAAAAUAUACAAAUAAAGGCACCAUGAGAAGUUUUAAAAAGA